Stomoxys calcitrans (stable fly) is the source of this 5465-nucleotide messenger RNA. RefSeq names its product transcription elongation factor SPT6 (gene Spt6). Gene Ontology annotation, biological process: positive regulation of transcription elongation by RNA polymerase II; transcription elongation by RNA polymerase II; nucleosome organization. Gene Ontology annotation, molecular function: histone binding; nucleosome binding; DNA binding. The transcript is spliced from 6 exons. The record is from RefSeq and is a predicted model, not a curated record. The coding region runs from base 145 to 5403 and encodes 1752 amino acids. Gene Ontology annotation, cellular component: transcription elongation factor complex. NCBI's taxonomy places the organism in Eukaryota, Metazoa, Arthropoda, Insecta, Diptera, Muscidae.
AAAGAAUUUGCUUUCUGUUUUCACAAUUUUUUUUUUUACUUUUCACGAUUUUUAAGAAAUUUGUACUGUAAGAGAAAUAACUAUAUGUUUGAAGCACCAUCGGAUUUUUGGUUUAAUUAGGAUUGUGAAAUACUUUUAUCGAAGAUGGCUGACUUCAUAGAUUCUGAAGCAGAAGAAUCUGAGGAGGAAGAAGAGCUUGAUGUUCGGGAUAAAAAAAGGGGUAAAACAAACAAAGCCGUAGCAGAUAGCAGUGAGGAAGAUGAAGAAGAUGACGAAGAGCGUAUUCGAGAAGAACUUAAAGAUUUGAUUGAUGAUAAUCCGAUUGAGGAAGGAUCGGAUGGAGAAGAUUCCGACGCAUCAAAUGCUUCCAAAAAACGUAAAAAACAUGAAGAUGACGAUUUAGAUGACCGGUUGGAAGACGAUGAUUAUGAUUUAAUUGAAGAAAAUCUGGGUGUCAAGGUUGAGCGACGGAAACGUUUCAAACGUUUACGCAGAAUUCAGGAAGAAGAAAGUGAUGGAGAAGAUGAUCACGUCGAUGAAGGUUUGGCUAGAGAGGCCAUUGCUGAACAAUUGUUUGAUGAUGAUGAGAAUGUUGAAAGGCAAUCGGAAAAAAGCCAGAGAGAGCAGCCCGAACAUUUUGAAGAAGACGAGGAGGAAUCAGAUUCAGAUGCCGAUGACUUUAUUGUCGAUGACGAAGGACGGCCCAUAGCUGAAAAGAAGAAAAAACGAAGACCAAUAUUUACCGAUGCGUCGCUUCAAGAGGGUCAAGAUAUUUUCGGUGUAGAUUUUGAUUAUGACGAUUUUUCAAAAUAUGAGGAGGAUGAAUAUGAGGACGAUUCGGAGGGAGAAGAAUACGAUGAAGAGGGGGGAGAGGAUGAUCGUGGGAGAGUAAAAAAGAAAUCAGCAAAAAAAGUACCCAAGAAGACCAUAUUCGAUUUGUACGAGCCAAGUGAGCUAAAGAGAGGUCAUUUCACCGAUCUCGACAAUGAGAUUAGGAAAACUGACAUUCCCGAACGCAUGCAGCUGCGGCAAAUUCCAGUUGUUGCUGUUCCCGAAGGUUCCUCUGAGUUGGAUAAUGAAGCUGAAUGGAUAUAUCAGCAAGCCUUCUGCAAACCUCCUGUUUCGCAACAUGACAAUAUGGACAGCAGUAGAGAGAAUAGUAGAAAACCCCCCAGCGCUGUGGGCAAAAUAAAACAAGCCCUCGAAUUUAUAAGAAAUCAACAGCUUGAGGUUCCUUUCAUAUCGUUCUACCGCAAGGAGUAUGUCAAGCCGGAACUAACAACCGAGGAUUUGUGGAAGGUGUACUACUUUGACGAGCGUUGGUGUCAAUUAUUGAGCAGAAAAAAUAAGCUGUUAAUACUAUUUGAAAAAAUGCGCAACUAUCAGAUCAAUGAGAUCAUGAAGAAAACUGAUAGCGAUUUGGCGGAAGAUAUUCGGGUGCUCAAAGAUGACGACUUUGAACGUUUGCGUGACGUUCAGACCAUGGAAGAACUCAAGGAUGUGCACUUACAUUUUUUGUUGUACUAUUCCCAUGAGAUACCAAAAAUGCAAGAAGAGGAACGCAAAAAAGAGAAAGAGCUGAGGAAGCAACAGCGAAGGGAGAAGCGGCGGCAAAACCUGGAAAAUAGUGAAGAGCAGGAUGUUGUGAUCAACUCCGACGACGAUAGCGGCGAUGAGUCGGAAAUUCAGGAAGAACACUUAAAGCAGGCCAAGGACUCUGGGCCCUAUACAAUGUGUCGCAAAGCUGGUAUUUGUGGAUUUGCCAAACAUUUUGGCCUACUUCCAGAGCAGUUUGCCGAGAAUAUUCGCGACAGCUAUCAAAGACAUGAAGUUGAUCAAGAGGUUAUAAGCCCAACGGAUCUGGCAAAGCAGUAUUUGUGUCCAAAAUUUAUGAUAAUAGAUGAGGUUAUCCACGCCGCAAAGUUUGUUGUUGCCCGACAAUUGUCAAAGGAGCCGCUGUUAAGGAAGACCAUUCGUGAGGUUUAUUUCGAAAGAGCCAAGAUCAUUGUGCGUCCUACAAAACAAGGAAUCAAGGAAAUCGAUGAGAACCAUGCCUGCUAUCCCAUGAAAUAUCUAAAGAAUAAACCAAUACGGGAACUUGUCGGAGAGCAAUUCCUUAGGCUUGUUAUGGCGGAAGACGACAACCUCAUUACCAUUGACAUAGCCGAUGAAAUCGAGGGCAAUACAUCGGGUUCGUACAUAGAAGAAGCAAAACAGCUUUACCAGCGCGAUGAAUUUUCCAAAGUGGUACAGGAAUGGAACACGCUUCGCGGCGAGUGCGUUGAGUUGGCUCUCAAAAAAAUGGUUAUACCUGAUUUAAAAAAAGAGUUAAAGCGAAUUGUCUUGGCUGAGUCGAAAGAAUUUGUACUUAAAACUUGCUGUAAAAAAUUGGCCAAUUGGUUGAGAGUGGCUCCAUUCAAUCCGGACUUUUCAGAUGAAUACACAUUUGAUGAUUGGGGCGCAACCAAGGGAAUACGUGCAUUGGGUUUGGCGUUUGUUCCCGACUAUUCACAGGCCGCCUUUUGCGCUAUAACCAAUCCAGAGGGUGAUGUUAGUGACUAUUUACGGCUUCCGCAUAUUCUAAAGCGAAAAUCUUCGUAUAGAGCAGACGAAAAGUCACUGAAAAUGGCCGACUUGAAUAACCUCAAGGAUUUCAUCAGAAGUAAGAAGCCACACGUUGUGGCCAUUGGUGGCGAAUCCCGGGAAGCACAAAUGAUCCAGGCGGACAUACAAGAAAUCAUAAAAGAACUUGUGGAGGAAGAUCAAUUUCCCAACAUAGCAGUGGAGAUAAUAGACAACGAAUUGGCAAAGAUCUAUGCAAACUCAAACAAAGGUGCAUCCGAUUUCAAGGAGUAUCCAACGCUGCUCAAACAGGCUGUCUCAUUGGCACGAAAGAUACAGGAUCCCCUUUUAGAGUAUUCUCAACUUUGCGGGCCAGACGAAGAAAUCCUAUGUUUGCGCUAUCAUUCCUUGCAGGAUCAAUUGCCAAAGGAAGAGCUAUUAGAGCAUCUAUACAUUGAGUUCAUCAAUCAGACAAAUGAGGUCGGUGUCGACAUAAAUAUGGCUGUUCAAAAUUCAUACACUUUGAAUUUGGUGCAAUUUAUAUGUGGCUUAGGUCCCAGAAAAGGUUUAGCCCUAGUGAAAAUUCUAAAACAGACGAACCAGCGACUAGAGAACAGAACACAACUCGUUACCUUGUGUCACUUGGGGCCAAAGGUAUUUAUAAACUGUUCGGGUUUCAUUAAAAUAGACACCAGUUCCCUGGGCGACAGUACAGAGGCUUAUGUGGAAGUGCUGGACGGAUCCAGGGUUCAUCCUGAAACCUACGAAUGGGCUCGAAAAAUGGCCAUCGAUGCAAUGGAGUACGAUGACGAGGAAACCAAUCCAGCUGGCGCUUUAGAGGAAAUUUUGGAAAGUCCUGAAAGGCUCAAAGAUCUUGAUCUAGAUGCAUUUGCUGUUGAACUGGAACGGCAGGGUUUUGGAAACAAAAGCAUAACUCUGUACGAUAUACGGUCGGAACUGAAUUGCCUGUACAAAGACUUCAGAUCCCCAUACCGUUCACCUAAUUCUGAAGAACUGUUUGACAUGUUGACAAAAGAAACUCCCGAAUCUUUUUAUGUGGGCAAAAUGGUGUUGGUGACUGUUGCUGGUAUUUCCCAUCGCAAGCCGCAAGGCGAACAGUUGGACCAAGCAAAUCCCGUUCGAAAUGAUGAUACCGGCAAUUGGCAGUGUCCGUUUUGCCUUAAAGAUGAUUUCCCCGAGCUAUCAGAAGUAUGGAAUCAUUUCGAUGCCGGUGCUUGCCCAGGCCAAGCCACAGGCAUAAAAGUUAGACUAGACAACGGUCUGUCUGGCUUCAUCCACAUAAAAAAUCUAUCCGACAAACAUGUUAAGAAUCCCGAGGAAAGAGUUCAAGCAGGACAAGCUAUUCAUGUAAGAAUCAUAAAAAUAGACGCUGAUCGCUUCUCCGUAGACUGCUCAUCGAAAAGUUCCGAUCUCAUGGAUAAGAACCACGAAUGGCGGCCCAGGCGUGAUGCUUUCUAUGACUAUGAACAAGAAGAAGUGGACAACAGCAAGGAAAAGGAUCAGAAACAAGUUCGAACCAAACAGCAAUACGUGAAGCGAGUUAUAAUACAUCCCUCGUUUCACAACAAAUCUUAUGCCGAAGUUGUUAAAAUUAUGGAAACAAUGGAUCAGGGUGAAGUGAUUGUGCGACCCUCAAGCAAAGGCUCCGACCACCUAACGGUGACAUGGAAGGUUACCAAGGACAUUUAUCAGCACAUAGAUGUUCGCGAGGAGGGAAAGGAAAAUGCUUUCAGUUUGGGUCAAAGUUUGCUGAUUGGAAAUGAGGAGUUCGAGGACUUGGACGAAAUUAUUGCCAGACACGUCAAUCCCAUGGCGGCGUGUGCCAGAGAAUUGCUUACCUACAAAUAUUACCGUGACACAGGCGGAGGCCUAAAGGAUAAAAUGGAGGAAAUGUUGAAGGAAGAGAAGCAAAAAGAUCCUAGAAAAAUACAUUACUUUAUAUCGGCCUCCAAAAAUUAUCCAGGUAAAUUCUUGCUCUCCUACUUGCCGAAAAAUAAAUGUCGACAUGAAUACGUCACAGUAGUUCCGGAAGGUUUUCGUUUUAGAGGACAAAUAUUUGACUCACUUAACGGCUUUCUCAAGUGGUUCAAGGAUCACUACUCGGAUCCGAUAGUAACAAAUACACCUGUAUCAACACCUCAUAUGAAUUCAGUAUCACGCAUAAGCAACAGCGGCUACGACACGCCUCGAAUCACCGAUUCAAGAUCUUCUCAUCCAAUUCCACAGAGUGUUUCCGUUCACACGCCGCACUUCUCCAGUACGCCCGGGUAUCACGGAGGCUAUGUCAAUACACCGUACACCCCGAGUGGUCAGACUCCAUUCAUGACGCCCUAUACGACUCCGCACUCAUCUCAAACUCCCCGAUAUGGCAGCAAUACACCUAGUCCAAGCUCUUCAACUUCGCAUUUGAUGUAUGGCCAAUCUCACAACAUGAGAAAUUCAAAGGAAUCAUCAGGAUACCACGGCAAUUCCCAGAAAUACGAUGCAAAUUCGUACAAUAAAAAUAAUCGCUCCCAACGAAACAAUGAAAGUCUUGAAUGGCAAAUUGCUUCGGAUUCGUGGGCAAGAAGAAAACGAGUCAAUCCUGCCAUACCCGCCAGCCGUACUGCUCCCACGGAACCCAUACGAGCUCCCAAUUAUUCGAUGCCUCCCCCAAGCAAUGAUUAUCCAAAUCCUAACACUCAGUAUGUAGAAGAGAAUCGAGUAAGAACAUUAGACUACCAACGAAGCCCUAGGUCUAUACGUAGUACUCCGCGUACGAAUACCUCUCCACAUUCUAUGAAUUUGGGUGACUCUACUCCAUUAUAUGAUGAAAACUAAAAUGUAUCUAUUCAAAGACCUAAAUAAAUGAAUAAACCAAUAAAGAUAUUUACACAAACACA